AUGUUUUCGUUGGUGUUGUUAGGGCUGUUGAAGACACUGAUAUACUGGACCAAGAAAUUUGGAAAAAGAAUGUCCGCUCCAUUUUCUAAGAGGCUCCAUCAGAUGUCUAAACGUACGAGACCUUUGUCUCAAAGUGAACUACUCAAAAUAGCCGUCAAUUUUGGGAGCUCAACAUCGGAUUCAGAAUCUAUAAGAAACAUAACUGUCCAACCGAAUAUUGAUCCUGAAGCGGAGUUAGGUGAAGAACCUUGCGAAGUAUCAGAAGCAAACGUAGACCUAGCAUAUAAUUUGGAUCCAGAAGAGAACACAGAUCUGGAUUUAAAUGACAGAAAUCCACAACGGAACUUAAACAUGCCUUCUUUAUCGAAUUGGGGCCCAUUAGCAGGAAUAGAGACUAAUCAGGUCACUCCAGAACGUAUUGUACGUUAUCUUCUUGACGACUUGCUAUAUCAAGGAAGGACACUUAUAACUGACAGUUGGUAUACAAGUUUGGAAUUGACAGAGAAAAUGCUCGAUUCCAAUACGCAUUUAGUAGGAACAAUUAGAAAAACACGAAAAGGAUUGCCCAAAGAAGUGAUAAAUGCAAAGUUAAAAAAAGGAGAAAUAAUUUCUCUUGAAAACCAGGCUGGCAUAACCAUCAGCAACUGGAGAGAUAAAAGGAAUAUGUAUAUCCUAUCCACUGAACAUGGAAAUGACAUGCAAGAAGUGUCACGUAAUCGGCAAACUAAGAUGAAACCAAAAGUAGUAUUAGACUAUAAUAAAGGCAAAGCAGCAGUUAAUUUAUCCGACCAACUGGGGGCAUACUCUAAUCCUCUAAAAAAAAGCGUGAAGUGGUACAGGAAAGUGGCUUUCGAACUUUUAUUAACGACAUCUAUGAUUUUGUCUAUGGUCAGUUCACGAACAAAAAGGAUUUUGGCGGCUCUUAGCCAAAAUGAUGAAUCGAAUAAUGUUUAUUCUGAGGAAGAAAUCUGGUCUAUGCCGAUAUCUAUUCUUUCAAGUGACAAUAUUUUUGAUCUAGAGACAGCAUUAUCACUUCAUGACCUGCACUCUAUAUUACAUCCGCAUCCGCAACAAAAUUACAUUACAAAUGCGGAAAUAGAUGAGGAUGUUCAUGGAUGCGGAUGCUCCGUAACUAGGUAUGCGGGCCUCUCAGCAUCUGAAGGACGCCUCAUUACGAGUCUGCCUUUUAACGUUAAGACGCCUCCAAGGCUGAUCUUGAACCGCUUAUCUGAGAGGACAGUAAUAAACUUUCUUGAAACCGGCGUAGUGAAAAGAAAACCUGGAUCAGGGAAACCGAAAACUGCUGUUAGUGAUGAGAAGGAGCGUAUAAAAGCUAAAAAGUCAUGUAUAUUUUCCCGUUCAUACGAUAACCAAUCUCGAGUAUUUUCAAAGCAGAAAAUCUCGAUGGCUCAUGUAUUUCACAACAGUCCAGCAGCUAUUGACUAUGAUAUCGGAACGCAAAUACAAAGCUCUCUGCACAGUUGCACAAUGCCACUGAGCGUAUUUACAUACACUCAAAUCAAAUCUGGAUUUGGCUGGUUAAACUCUGCAGCAAUCCAGCAAUGUCGAUGA
Messenger RNA from Acanthoscelides obtectus, 1572 nucleotides. The record is from the annotation of a GenBank genome assembly. NCBI's taxonomy places the organism in Eukaryota, Metazoa, Arthropoda, Insecta, Coleoptera, Chrysomelidae.